Messenger RNA from Amyelois transitella, 2436 nucleotides. RefSeq names its product proteasome activator complex subunit 3 (gene REG). Gene Ontology annotation, biological process: regulation of G1/S transition of mitotic cell cycle; regulation of proteasomal protein catabolic process; positive regulation of endopeptidase activity. Gene Ontology annotation, molecular function: endopeptidase activator activity. Gene Ontology annotation, cellular component: proteasome activator complex; cytoplasm; nucleoplasm. The transcript is spliced from 5 exons. Lineage: Eukaryota; Metazoa; Arthropoda; Insecta; Lepidoptera; Pyralidae. The coding region runs from base 200 to 922 and encodes 240 amino acids. The record is from RefSeq and is a predicted model, not a curated record.
UCAGUAAAGUUUGACAUGACGACUGUAUUGUGAUUAGUGUGCGUGACCAUAGUAUAAAAUUCGAUAUUACCUUACGUUUACGGUUAUAAAAAGUAUUAACCGGGGGUUUUCUUUCUGCGAAUAUAUUGUUUUCGUUGAACGGCGCGUUAGACUGCGAUACCAAGGAAAAGUCAACAUAACCUCAACAAAUUGUGCGGCCAUGGAAGUUCAAGAGUACAAAGAUUCUCUCAAGCAGAAGGCAGAACAUUUAAUUAUAAAGGGAUUUCCAGAAAAAAUAGUAAAGUUGAAUGAACUAUUAGAAACACCAAAUUUCCAAAAUCGAAUUUUAACCGACGUCCACCAGGACUUAAACAUUCCAGUGCCCCCUCCAGCAGUGGUUUCUAAUGAGCCCAAUGCAAAGCGGCCACGGCUUGACUCUUCAGAUGUGUCAAGUAACUCCACUGUGGAUGGCUCAAAAGUUUAUGCUCUUCCUAAUGGAACAGUACCAUGCAACAAACCACUAAGUGACCUCAUACACCUUGUCAAACCUCACAUUAGAGAGCUGGUAGAGGAUUCUAAUCUGCUGAAAAUGUGGAUCUCAUUUAUGAUUCCCAAAAUUGAAGAUGGUAAUAAUUUUGGUGUAUCAAUACAAGAGGACACCCUUGCAGAGAUUCAAUCAGUGGAGUCUGAAGCGGCCGCAUUCUUUGACCAGAUUUCACGGUACUUCAUAUCCAGAGCAAAAAUUGUCUCAAAAGUUGCAAAAUAUCCACACAUUGAUGACUACAGGAGAGCUGUUAAAGAAUUGGACGAAAAAGAGUACCUUUCAUUGUGGCUAGUGAUGUGUGAGAUCCGCAACCGCUACUGUUCCCUACACGACAUUGUCAUCAAAAACCUGGAGAAGAUCAAGAAGCCUCGCUCAUCCAACGCCGAGUCUUUAUACUAGCUUAUUUGUAAUGGUCACAUGAAAUUGUAAAUAUAAUUCAUUGUGGCGAGCUCAAUAGAGAAUCUCAUGUUUUAUUCACUAGACCUGUGUAUACUGCGACUUGACUGUGCCUGUCCUGUUUGCAUUGCGACAAUUCACCGCAGGAUAAUUAUUUUUCCGUCCCCAAGGUCCUUUGAUAAAUAGCACAAGAUGAACAGGAAAAAAUUAUAGUAAUAUGUUUUUAUUUUGCAACUUAUAUAAUUUUAAAUACCCGAGACACUUGGGGGGUACUAAUGGGUCUCAAAAAUCUGUAAUGGUAUAUAGAAUAUUACUAUUCUAUUCUUUUUUUUCUGCAUGAAGUUUGGUGCUUGGUUUUUACUUGUAAUACAAAAAAAAUAACAUAAAUAUCCAGUGGACACUGCUGCCCAGUAGUUUAUCAGCGCAACGCAGAAAUAGUCUCUUUUCGUUUUAAGUAAACAGUAACACACGAAAAGGGACGAUCGGAAAGACUCACAGUGUUCAUUCAAUAGACCACAAGAAAAGAUUUCCUUCAAUAUGUUCCUAUGAAAAGUGGUAGUGCAUUAUGUUCAUAAUUAUCCUUUGUAGACUCCAUCGCGUUAAUGCGGAUAAAUAUUUUCAUUUUUCACAGUAUUAUAUUUAACGUGAUUAAGUUCUUUAUCAAAAUUUCCAAUUUUACGUCAUGGUAUUUACUCCGUUCGUAUUCUAUUUACUUAGUUAUUUUCACGUUCUUAUUAAACUAUUUCGUGUCAUAUAGUUUUAACAAUACACCUAAGCCUCAGAAGUUCUAGUGAAUGAAAUGUGGGAAACGUGUACCCACUGGUUUUUUUAACAAGCUGUGGUUUAUUAAUUAAGCUAUAUUUGUUUCUAUUGUGUGUUGUCGAAUAACUUAAUUUUCAAUAUACCUAUUUUUUUAGUAUGUUUUGAUUUUAAUAUGAAAAAGACAUUAAGUACCUAUUAUAUAGACAACAGUUUUAAUGAAAACCAUGGUUUUUAUUAUGAGACCAACUUCGAAAUAUAUUUCUUCACAAUAGUAUAUUCACUUUUUGAUUAAUUUCAUAUGAAUUUGUUCGAAGUUAGCCUUGUAUUAGAAGUUAGUAUUAAAAUGAAUGGUUACUUCGUGGAAUAAUUCCUAAUUUUGCAUAAAUAUUACUGUUAAUCUUUGUAAGGCAUAGUUUCAAACCACAUUACUGUUAAUAAAAUCAGUGUGGAACAAAAUAAUCUCGAUUGACAUCAGUGGUUAAAUAGACAUUAGAUUGUACCUAAUUUUAAGUGCGAAAACUUUAUAUUUACUGGUACAACAUAAUUCGUACUAUUUAAUACUUUACAGUUUUAAGUUGAAAGUAGUAUUAAUUUUACAGAAAAAUUUGGUUACAAGUGCCUGUAAAGAUUUUGAAUGACGAAUUACAAGAACCUUACUACACAUAGUGAUAUGAAUUGGCUGUUAGUCAACAUUUAAUUUAAUAUGUACCCAAUACCCAUUUAAUUGUCUAUAAAUACAUUUCUAUGAAUGUGUA